GACUACUGUCUUAGCAAGGGGGUGGGCUAGGGGAUUAGCAUUUCACGGUGAGCACUGAGCAUGCAAGUACAUGUUUAACCCCUGGAUAAAACCUCUUUGUUCGAGUUAUCUGCAAUGAGGAGAAGGAAGUCUGUGGAUAACACAUAUUGUGGAUUAUGAACAAUGUCUCCCAUUCAACUUGAGAUGUUUCAGAAGAAGCUACACACAAUACUAGCCACCGUGGCAUAUUUUAUCAUUCUUCUCAACUUAGUCAACAGCAUUGGUGAUGUCAACCUAUAUGCUCAUGAAAACCAGACAAUAAACUGCAAUGAGAAAGCAGUUUUACAAUGCAACAUCAGCACGUCAUCCGGGGCAGAGCAGUUUAACCUUAAGAAAACAAACUGGAAAAAACACGAAGAAAAACAUUUCGAAUGUGAUCCAACGUCCAACAACACCUCUCCAGAAUUUAAGUGUGACUACACAAAGAAGGCAUUAACAUUAACUAUUUUACAUCCUAAACCGGCAAACAUGGGCAAAUACUACUGCACUAUACAAACAGAUUCAGGACAUGACUCAAAGGCAAUCAAUUUGUCUAUGAAAGGUGAAUGCACUGGAGAUUUUACCUGGAAGGCCGAAUCUGAUCAGUUUCAGUGUUCAUUUAAUGGCAUUUACCCAGAGGGUACAAUUUACUGGUUUCAUUCUGAUAAUAACGUCACUUCUUACUCUACACUCACAAACUUGACCAAUUCAGAUGGGACAUUCAACAUCACAAGUGUCCUAAGGCCCAAAGACAGCAUGGACAGAUAUAAUUGCUCACUUUGGCUGCUUAAAAAUGGACAAUACCUAAAAAACCAAGAGAUUCAAUUGUCAAAUUUAGUGCGUUCCAGUUUAUUAAGCAGAGCUAAUGGACAACAUUGCUCGUCCUGGACAAUUCUUCUUGUUGGCCUGAUGUUGUCAUUAAGAAACUUUCUGUAGUCUUUGAGACCCUCAACCAAAUAUCAAAAAUGAGAACAGAAACCAAAAAUCUUCAGAGUUUUAAUAAAACUAGAAAAUUACUAUGUUUUAUAUGAUCAUUUGUCAAUCUGUUGUUGAGAAAUUGUGAAGAUAUAAUGACUAACUAAGACAAUGUAAAGAUUGAAAAGGAAUCUCUUUCACAAAUCACAUUUGUUUUUCUUUGAAUUUUUUUUUGUAUGUUUGUUUGUUUGUUUCAUCUCACAUUUUGUAAUAUACUGUAACAUGCUUGAAUACCUGUGAUAUAAAAACUAGUUUCUGUGACAGAUACAGGCCAAACAUAUUCAGACGCUGUUUAAGUGUACAGCAGACAACAUACAGUACAUGCGCAAUGUAUAAACUUAUUAUACAGUUUACCUUAUACAUCUGUAUAUAACUUUGAAAAUAUUAUGUGAAACUCCCAGGUACACAUAUACUGGUAUAAAAAUAAAUAUUUUACAUGUCGAGCUACAAGAAUGUUUGCCAGAAAGUUUACAACAUCUAACAUUGCUCUUAUUGUAAUUGAGUGUUGUAAAUGUGACCCAGUCUUUGGCAACCCAGCAAAAGUUAUGUCUUUAUGAUUUAAUGUUUUUAAU
Misgurnus anguillicaudatus (oriental weatherfish) is the source of this 1565-nucleotide messenger RNA. RefSeq lists its product as uncharacterized. The record is from RefSeq and is a predicted model, not a curated record. Gene Ontology annotation, cellular component: external side of plasma membrane. Lineage: Eukaryota; Metazoa; Chordata; Actinopteri; Cypriniformes; Cobitidae. Gene Ontology annotation, biological process: negative regulation of T cell proliferation; cellular response to lipopolysaccharide; immune response.